CUCUUCAGUAAGAAUUUCUCUGUGCCUUAUAAGCAUGUUGCUACUGUCAGCAUGUAUCUAGAUUUGUAACUACAAACUUCCAAGACUUUAGGCACCCAAAUGUGUUAAUACAACUAAGUCACAGGAAUUUUCACUGAAUCACUUUAAUGCAUCUAAAUCAGAUGCAUAUUUCGUUCCAUUGAACUUUGGUCUUUUGUGAAACCAUCUCAAAGAGAUGCCUAUGAGAUGUCAGCUUGCUGAUUAGUUUAAAUAAAUAAAUAAGUAAUAGGAAGACAGAGGAAGAAGGGAAAAUGCAAUUCCAGAAAUUUGCCAGUGUUUUUUCCACGUCUCUGUUACAAUAAUGAUAAUUUAGGUUUUAGGUAGUGAGUGUGCUGGCAGAAGGAAUUUGUAAGGAGUCUGAUAAUUUCUAAUUCAUGUCACAUGAGUGUUCAUCACUUAGAAUCUUAAAUUCUACCCAGAAUUUGAUAAGUAGCUUAGGCAGACUUUGUAAGAAACAAGUUUAUCUCCUUUCAGUGACAUGGGCUGCCUCUGCCACCAUGGCCAUUCCUAAUGUGGUACCAAGGCUUUUCUAAAUAGAGUAAAAACUAGCAAAUAACCUGUUGGAAUUGGUGUUAUAAUUUCUUUCAAAUGUGCAUUUGUUUAGUUUGUUCAAAGCUUUUGUUGUCUCUGUGAUUCCCAUGUGUAGCAAGCCAAGCUGUGAUCCCUGCUAAUUGUAUAGAAACGUGUAACACAGUAUUUUUAUUUAUGAUGCAUUUGUAUUCCUUCCAUUCAAAUAUUGCAUAAACUGUCCUCUUCUUUAACAAGACCCAAGGGCUGAUACAGGAAUGUUCGUUGCUGCUGUGAGAUGUUGCUUUGUUUCUUCCUGUAAUUCCAUCCUGACUUGGCAAUGCAGGCUCAGAGUUAUCAUUUCAUUUGACCUGUAAAUCAAUCUGUGUAACAUGCAAAGUAACCACGAAUGCAAAGGAAAUGAGAACAAAGUCAUUUGAAAAGCAUUUUAUGGGGCACAUUCCAAGGCUGUAUUUAUGUGUAGUUUAUUCCUUCCGUGAGGAAGCAGUGAAAUAUGCAGAACUGUAACACAAAUACACAAAGAAACAAGAAAAAGGAAGGAUAGAGUGCGAAUAUUUAUGUAUGUUAAUGAAGAAUGGAGGGAUUUAAGAAGAACCUGAUCCCUUAGCUUUGCAGCAAGGAAUAAGGAUCUGCAUCUUCCUUUCCCUUCUGGCCUGGACUUGGAGCAUGACAUGGGUAAGUUUCUUUGCCUCUGUGUCUUACUCUUCUAAUUUAGUAAGGGAUGUGAAGAAUGUUGUGUUAUCAUAACAAUUUGGGUCUUACAUUGCAUUUGUUGUUGUUGUAUCAAUAUCGUGUUGGUAAACUUUUUAAAGGAUGGCUUCAUGCCUUAGAAAUGUUUGAUACGUACCAAUGUUUAGCAUUUGGUUAUAUGAAAAAUAUUCUGAAGAUCCCAAAUUCAGACCCUAUGAUUAAUCUUUUUGACUAAAAUUCUAAGCACAGCUAGGCAUAAUUAGAGGAGAGCUCUACUCUUUUUCUCAUCCAUUAACAUUGCAAGACCUGAUUUAAAUGCUUUUUAACAUUUUCUGUCCUCUCUCACAUAAAGGGUGAAUAUCUUGCUAUUGUCACUUCUCUCAGCUCUCUGCUGUCUUAGACAUCCUUGUUAUGGGGGUGGUUGUUUUUGUAGUCACAAAGAGGUAAGUUCUCUUAGUCAAAAGUAUUUACGCCCUGAACAGCUCUGCCCAGACUUCUCUGGGGCUGCAGAGGGAAUCAGUACUCCGUGCCCUGUCCAAAGGAGUCUCACCACGCUGAGUUCACAGGCUGUGUCAGUACCCCUGAUGGGGCAUCUGCAUCUGAACAACUGCAUGAGCAGGUGCUCAAACACACAGCAAGCUUGGACAACUCUACUAAUUCAGGGCUUAGAUGCAGAAAUUUUUAAUAAGUCAACUGAAGAGAGGUUAUCUUUUGUAUGGCAGGUUAUUUCAGCAAAACCCUGUCCUUAAGUAAGUUUAAGAGAGAGCUUAGUCUCUUCUGAUUUUCUGCUAUUCUUCUGCCCUUGGGCACUCCAGAACAUCCCAUCCUGCCUGUGACACACCAAAUAUCCGGCUGUCAUCUUAACUCACACCUCUCCUGAGCUCUUCACGCUCUGGUUAUUCUGUUAAAGGCUCCUUUCUGCAUAAGAUCUUCCACACUUGAAAGCCAUUCUUCAGGUUACCCCAGAGCUGGAGCACAGCUCCUGUUCUGUGACCUGGGAGUGCAGAGCUGUGACGUUCACAGGACCUGCUAGUGACCAGGACACAGACCUGGUCUCACACUUCUGCCUUCUGGGCCAGACCCCUCUGGGGUCCAGUACCCAGCAGUGUUCAGAACCAGCACAGGGACCAGGCUUUGUGUGCUGGGGACAGAGAUUGUCUUGUCUGUCUUAUGCCAGAUCCUCCUUACUCAAUUCAGGCUUGGCUUCAGCAGCAUGUGAUUUGAAAUAAACUUGUGUAAGCCUACUGGGUUCCUCUAUGAAACAGUGCAAUUACAUUUCAACAUUGCUUUACAGUCUGGAUGUGAGUAACAUUUUGAUAAGCCAAACAUUUCAGAAAUGUGGACCUCCUCCAUGUAAAUAAAUGGACAAACUCCCUGACACCUUCCUGUUGUAAUGUACAGUCAUCUGCUAUAAAUACUGGAUGUACUGAAUGUUUUGUUUUUUCCUAUGUGCCUACAUGAACUAUGAAUGGUCAUAUGAGAAAAAGUAGAAAAAGGAAGUAGAGAGUUUUGACCAAAAGCAAGCUCCAAUCUUAAUGCAGCAGCUUUUCUUCUUGUAACUUUAUCUUCUGUUUCUUUCAGAAAUACUUGGCAGGAUGCAUUGAAUAAAAUACUACCAUCCUUCUUUAGUAAAGCCAACCAGCAGCUACAAAGGAGCAGGAACAGCAAAAGGCCUGAGCACACGUGAACUUCUCUGCCUGCCUGGGAGCACCUGAUGCCCUUGAGUCAGGAAUUGUCCAGCACAGAGACCUCACCCUCCUACCUGCACAGGAAGGCCUGGGAGAGCGCUGACAGCAGGAUUCUACCAAGGUCGUGAUGCCAGAGGGAUCCACGGAAGAGCUCCACAGCAGCCCACCCUGCGAGAGCCAAGUGACAGAGCCUGCUGGGCUGCUGGCUCCCAGCAGCAGCAGGACAAUGGUGACAGGAGGUGGAGGCUACCUGGGAUACAAUCUGGGAUGUGCCCUUGUUAGCUCGGGAAUUGCUGUUGUGCUCUUUGAUGUUCGGAAACCUAAAUGGGAAAUUCCGAGCGGAGCGGAUUUUUUCAAGGGUGAUGUGAGGGAUUACGAAGCAGUGUUCAAAGCAUGUGAAGGGGUUGACUGUGUUUUCCAUGUAGCUGCAUGUGGAAUGUCGGGAUUGGAACAACUUCAAAAGAAAGAUCAGAUUGAAUCCAUAAAUGUUGGAGGCACAAAAAUAAUAAUUGAUGUCUGCAAACAAAGAAAUAUCCCUAGACUGAUAUAUACCAGUACAGUGAAUGUGGUGUUUGGAGGGAAUCCUAUUGAAGAAGGAGAUGAAGAAACUGUACCGUAUUUUCCACUGGAAAAGCAAUUUAAUCAUUAUUCCAGAACCAAGGCAAUUGCAGACCAAAUGGUUCUUGCUGCUAAUGGAACUUUACUCAAAGGAGGGGACAAGCUCCACACGUGUGUGCUUCGCCCGCCGGGCAUCUACGGACCAGAAGAGCAGCGGCACCUGCCUCGAGUAGCCAUAAAUAUCCAGCGCAGACUUUUUAACUUCAAGUUUGGGAAUCACAAAGUUCAGAUGAACUGGGUUCACAUAGGAAAUCUAGUGCAAGCUCAUUUACUGGCUGCUGAGGCGCUCACCUCUGAGAAGGACUACAUAGCUAGCGGCCAGGCUUACUACAUCCACGAUGGUGAAAAUGUCAUCUUCUCUGAGUGGUUUGUGCCUUUGUUUGAAAAAUUAGGCUACAGGAAACCUUGGAUACAUAUUCCUGUUCUCCUGGUUCAUAUAGCAGCCACUGUGAUGGAAUAUCUGCACCUGAUACUAAAGCCAGUUUUUAGCUUUACACCUUUCUUGACAAGAAAUGAGGUGUGGAAUGUCACAGUAACUCACACGUUCCGAAUAGACAAGGCACGAAAUCAACUUGGUUACAAACCAAAGAAAUUCUCAUUCGCUGAUUCUGUGGAUCAUUACCUAAAAACAAGACCUACCUGCCAAGAAGAUCACACGUUCCUUAAAAUGGUGUUUGUUUUUGGCAUUUUGUUAAGCUUGAUCAUUCUUUCUUUCUUCUAAAAUCAAAUAGCCACUCACCUGUUCCAGAAAAUUUAAUUUUGUUUCUGAGUAUUAAUUAUCUGGUCAUAGUACAUUCCUCAGCCACUCUGGACUUUGUUAUUCAUAUUACUAUGAUGACACCUCUCUGACCUUAUUAAGAAAGAAAAAACCCAAACAAAAACAACUAGAAAAGUGAAAAUGUAGGAUGUAUCAGGAAAUGUUUCCCAAGAGCAACACAGUAUUACAGCAAAGGAGGUCACCACAAAUGUGUGCAGGAAUAGUUUUCAUGGAUCUUCAUUAAGUGAUGUUUCAUGCUGGGAAGCAUUUUCUAAAAAUGAUAACUUGGGAAGGGGAGAAGGUGGAAGAAGAGGAACUGUCACAGGACAACAGUGCUGUAACAAGUCCAGUAGCUCCAAUGAAGAAAAGGGUGAUUAAACAACUCUUCUGAUGAAGCCACAGCUACAGCUACUGUCAGUUAGCCUGAGGAAUUACAGAGACCUGGGAAACAGUGGAAAAAUAUGGAAAGUAAAUAUUUAUAAAUAAUAGCUGAUUAGAGGAGUGGAAAUCAUAUUUAUGUAAAAUAGUUGUAUUGUUCUAAAGCUUUGUAAAAAUGUAAUAAAUAUCAUUAUGUGUGUUUGUAAAUUAAAUAAUAUCCUUUCAAUGCAAUAAUAAAUAAUAACUGAACCAAA
Molecule: messenger RNA, 4952 nt
Organism: Taeniopygia guttata (zebra finch)
Lineage: Eukaryota; Metazoa; Chordata; Aves; Passeriformes; Estrildidae
Product: putative short-chain dehydrogenase/reductase family 42E member 2
Biological process (GO): steroid biosynthetic process
Molecular function (GO): oxidoreductase activity, acting on the CH-OH group of donors, NAD or NADP as acceptor
Source: RefSeq, a predicted model, not a curated record